Messenger RNA from Salpingoeca rosetta, 849 nucleotides. RefSeq lists its product as uncharacterized. The transcript has 9 exons. The record is from RefSeq and is a predicted model, not a curated record. Gene Ontology annotation, biological process: Golgi to plasma membrane protein transport; intracellular protein transport; protein localization to organelle. Bases 42 to 794 code for a protein of 250 amino acids. Gene Ontology annotation, molecular function: GTP binding. Gene Ontology annotation, cellular component: Golgi apparatus. Lineage: Eukaryota; Choanoflagellata; Craspedida; Salpingoecidae.
CAACUUUGAGUGCCACACACCGCAGCAACGAGCGAGAGGAGAUGACAAAGAUGGAUGGAGCUGGUGGAGUGGUGGAGGAUGACAUGAUGUUCUUUGCCUUGCUGGGUCUGGCCGUCCUCGGCAUCUUGGCAGUCGUGGUGGUGUUCCUGUUGCGAGGAAAAGCAAAGGCAAAGCGAGAUACUGUCCUGCUUGUGGGUCCCCUUGGCACGGGAAAAACAACGCUGUUUUCCCUGCUCACGACGGGGCAAGCAAUGCCGACCCAGACAUCGCUGAAGCCGAACGAGGCUGCAUUGGAGCUCGACACCUCCAUCAACCAGUCGCUCAAGGUGAAGGACAUCCCAGGCCACGAGCGACUUCGAGGCACAUAUCUUGGGGAGUCUGCGGCGUCCUGUGCGGCGUGUGUGUAUGUGCUUGACUCGUCCACAGUGCUGCGUGGCGCCCGCCCCGUGGCCGAGUUUCUCUACGAUGUGCUUGCAAGCAAAGACAUGAAGGCCAUGCCGGUUCUUGUCCUCUGCAACAAGCAGGAUGUGGUGACGGCGCCGCGAAAGGUUGAGCGCAUUGUGCAGAAACUGCAGAACGAAUUCACACAAAUCAGACAGACCAGAAGUGCUGAUGUGGCUGGUCUGGACGAAGCAGAGGGCGCAGCAGUCUUUCUUGGCUCAAAGGAUGCGGAGGAGUUUGAGUUUUCGCAACUGCCCAACAGGAUUGACUUUGAACUUACCUCCCUCAAGGACCAGGGCGAGGCGGGGGCCAAGCUUGUCAAGGACUGGGUUGCCCGUACCCUCUCCAAGUGAUCUUGACACGUGUGUGUGUGUGUGUGUGUGUGUGUGUGUGUGUGUGUGUGUGUGU